AUGGACCUUCGUAUGCUGGUCCCUGUCAUCGGCCUAAUCACCCUGGUGAUACUUGGUGACAUUGCUGCUGCACAGUCAAUAACAGCAACAUCUUUACCAUCCCACCCGGGAUGCUAUGCUCGUUGCAGGUAUAUCGAAUUGGACUACGACCCUGGGCAGACGGAAGAGCUAUGCGACAAGGAAAGGGCCCUUGGAUCACUGUUUCUGGAGAACAUAAAGGCCUGCGCCGACUGUGUUCGAGACGAGGGCGGGCUAAACGAUUUCUUCGACACUGUGGACGCACAAGAUGCUCUGAAGAUAGUGAAUUUGUGUCAAUCUCUGUAUACCAGUGAUCAUUCAGAAAUGAUCUCCGCGAUGUCUGUGAUCAUGGAGACUGGGAGUGUGCUGGGGAAAAUAUCGCCGACGAAGUCGCCUACCUCCACCAGUGUUCCUACAGCGACUCAAACCAGUGAAUCACAAGCAACCACAGACGCAGGCUCCUCAGAACCAACAGCGUCUACCGAAGACUCAUCAACUUCAGGGUCGAGAGCGUGGGUGGCCGGCCCAGUUGUCGGAUCAGUCGCCGGGGUUUCUGGUAUUAUAGGGGCAGCUUUCCUAUUAAUUAGGAGACGCAAUCGACGUAAAACCGCCCAGGAUACUACGGAACAGGGCAGUGGACCAGAUAAGCUUCAUGAUAAACCAGAGCUGCCGGCUGAAGAGCGUAUUCGCCAUGAGCUGGAUGGUCAAUAUCCCGUGGAGACCGAGGCACGAACGGCCCCGCAGGAAUUGAACGCGGGCGAGGUUGCUGAGCUUCCUGCAGAUAAUGGGAAAUAG
Aspergillus puulaauensis is the source of this 813-nucleotide messenger RNA. RefSeq lists its product as uncharacterized. The record is from RefSeq and is a predicted model, not a curated record. NCBI's taxonomy places the organism in Eukaryota, Fungi, Ascomycota, Eurotiomycetes, Eurotiales, Aspergillaceae. Bases 1 to 813 code for a protein of 270 amino acids. The transcript is spliced from 2 exons.